This is a messenger RNA of Synchiropus splendidus (mandarinfish), 11056 nucleotides long. RefSeq names its product tetratricopeptide repeat protein 31-like. The record is from RefSeq and is a predicted model, not a curated record. Bases 9231 to 10913 code for a protein of 560 amino acids. Lineage: Eukaryota; Metazoa; Chordata; Actinopteri; Syngnathiformes; Callionymidae. The transcript is spliced from 17 exons. Gene Ontology annotation, molecular function: RNA binding; protein binding.
UCGACUCGUGAUUCUCUGCAAGACAGGACGCCGUUGGUUUUACUGAACAGCGACUCAGGCAGCAUGAGUCCAGAGAAAGCUCUCGCACGUCAGGGCAGGUUAGUGAUGGAAAACGCUCUUUAUUAGGAAGGAGAAGUGCAGCUGCGACGAGUGAACUUCCUUCCUCAACUGAGAACCAGGUGAUUCUGAUGACUUACCUUGUUGUAGAUCUGGGCGUUGAGUCGAUACGAUCUGUACGCCGCUCUUCUUCGCUCCUCUUCUUUCUUCCGCUGAACCUCAGGAAGACUCUCGUAGAUCCUGGAAGCCAGGACCGUGUUUAGAUUCAGCCUCUUUGGAAGAGUUGAAAGAGAUGAGAGGACCUACUGUUUAGACCUCUGGAUCAUCUCCUUCCUGGAAACAGCCCGCCGGGUCGCAGGGACGUCUGAGCAGAGGCAGCAGUUCAGUUUGAGCUCCUUAAACUGCUGCAGAGGUCUGCGUACCUGCUGGUUUGGGAAUCCUCUCCGGACCUUUGCGCUCACCAGUCCGUUGCAGCAGCAGGUCUCUCUCUCGGCUCAUGGUGUCAAACAGCUUCCUCUCCUCCGCCUGCAUCGCCAGUCGCACCAUCCGCUCUCUGGACUGGACGAUGAACGCCGGGCGACGCAUCUGCAGAGACUCCUGCGGGAGUGACACGCCACAAUUAGGCCUGAAGAAGUUACUGCCAGUUCGGCUUAGGACCCACCUGAAGAGAGACUGGCUCAGAUCCUGUCGUAGUUCCAGGUGGACGGUUGGGUUCGGCCUCCAGGUUCUGCUGCACUUGUCUGAGUGGCUCCCUCCGUGAGCUGCCGGCUCUGACGGGCUCAAACCAGGAGGGGCCGGGUCUCCAUGACGACUCGUUCUCCUUCCGCUCUUCACUCCUCAGCUCCCCGGCAGAGAUGAACCAUGUGACUCCUGAAGAAGCACAGCACAAGGGUCAGUACGAGAGCUCCAUCUGUGUCUGAGCCCGGCUCCACCUCGAGGUCCAGAAGGUCUGCUCCUUCUCUUCAGGAUGCCGGUCGUCAUGGGCUCUGGUCUGUCAGGCUCGGCACACAACGAGGAGUCCACCUGUGGGGGCGCUAUGUUUUCAGGGGGAGACGGAAACGUGGUUCCCACAUCCCGUGUGUGACGCCGUGUGGCGUUGCUGACGAUCUCCAGGUGGCCUGAGAAGAACAGGGAGUGUUCACAACAGACCGAAGAACAAUUGUUUGAGGAGGUGAUCUUCUGCUCACCCACCUGCCUGGAUUCCUCUGCUGACCAUCCUCACGGUCUUCUUAGCUGCGAGGGUUCGAGGGGGUCUCUGAUGGGACAAAUCCAAGAUGCUGCUGCUGGAGGAUGAAUCGAGAACCUGGAGAGAGAAGCACUAAAGCCGUGAGCUAACAUCAGCAGCAUCUGUUCCAGUCAUUAUGCUACCAAGUUCCCUCACCCGCUCUCUCGCCCCCUGCUGCCUACUGAUGCUGGUGUAGAGCCUAUUGAGACUGGAGCUGGACCUCAUCUGCUGGACUCUGUGGGCCCCGAAGGCUCGGAGCAGACGUGCCGUGUCCACGGUGGACACUGUCGUGCUGGACUCGUCUCGGUCAGCAGGACAGAUGCUGAGACUGUUGGAGGAACCCUGCGAGAAGCUGGAGGAGAGGCGGCUGUCCUCCUCUGGAGCCUCUCUGCGAAGCCCUCGCCCUGCUCCUCUCUGCUGACGCCGCGCUCCCGUCCAGCUCCUGUUGUCCUGGAUCAGACGGGACAGUCGCUCCAUCCUGUCCAGCAGCGAGGCCUCUCGGUCCCUGAUGGGACGGGACUCUUGGGCGCUCCACUGCUCACAGAACCUGGACCACAGCUGGUCCAAACUAGCGCCCUGCUCCUGAUGACUGUGCUGGUUCACUGCAACAGUUGGUCUGGUCCCCGCAGGCGCAGAGCGGAAGAACUGGAUCGGACUAGUUCCCUGGUCCUUAGUGGGCCUCGGGGCUUCUUGGAGCUUGACCUGUGACCUUUCAGUGGACCACUGAGGUGCUGCAAAGGCUGUGGUUUGUGAGCUUCUCCCUGAAAAUGAAGAGACAUGACAACAAAAAUAAGCUUCUGGGGCGAAGCCAAAUGUGAGCUUGUUAAAUCCCAUUUCCAGCCACUGCCGCUCAGAGCGGCGCCUCACCUCCGUGUGCGGCCGCCGCCAUCAUCCCGGCGCCCUGCCUCUUGCUGUAGAUGCCCUCUGCGUGUCUGAUGGUCACUCCUCUGUCCAGACCCGGGUCCUGGUGUCCUAGCACGUCGCUGCUGAAGUGGGGCGGGACGGCAUCGUUGGAGCCUGGAGCGGGGCACAGAACAGAUGGCAGCAGGUGAACAGAGCAGAAAUAAGAGUCUGGCAUUUCUCCUGCAGCGACUAGACCCCGCUCUUCUUUGUCCCACACGGCCCCCAAACAUGAAUAAUGCAUGAGAGGCCUGGUGUGGGUUACAAUAGAAAACCAGCCGCACAGACUCAUGGGAACCGAGAUCCGCCUCACUUCAUUCAAUUCAAUUUUCUACUCCAAAACAACACAGCUUGUUUGAUCAUAAGAAAACGCCAGUACAGACACGAUGUGAGUAUCAUGAGGGGUUGCUCCACCUACUCUGAGAUGCGCGAAAUACUGUGACUGAAGACAUGUCUCUAAUCUCGUACGCAACACUGAGAGGGUCAUCGUUUUAAUAGCAGCAAAGACUAGGACAGAAUAAAGCUCAUGUGGCGACGUAUGAAGGGACCUUGAUGAGGAGCUUAUUUACUGCAUGGGGAGUCGGAGUGAGCUGCUCUGAACAAACACGCACCUGUGUGCGAACUCUCCAUUGACGUGGACGAGAUGUCAGCUUCCGUUUGUGGGAUGAAAAAGAGCUCUUCACUUCCCUGAGGUUUAUAUGGCAGCAGGACAGGUGGCGCUGUUGAGUGAGGGGCGACCAAAGCAAGUAAGUUUUUGUGUUUUCGUGAGGCGAGACUUGAAGGAAUGCUACCUGGUGUCUCCAAGGAUGUGUGAGGAACCUGCUGCAGGAGGUCAGCCCUGACCUGAACACCGGUCGCUGAUCUGCUGGGGUGCCUGGCCUGGUUCCACUCGGGUGGGCUGGACAAACCCACACCUUCGUCUGGACUGAUGACAGAAGAUGUAGCAGGCCUCAGUGGGAUGAAGUCAUGAUGAGCAGCCGCAGGGACAGUGGAGGGGAUGAUCACGGCUUGGGUCUGUUCCGCCUCAGGCUGGUGGCCAGCCGCAAAAGAAGCGUCCAGCUGCUCUUCAGAGCCGUGAGAGGCAGCAGCGGGUUGACCUCUGACAGAGCCCCGUCCUGCCCCUCGCACGCUGCUCUUCUCCACCUCAGUUGAGCCGAGGGCUGCAGUCCUCAGUUCAGUCAGCAGAAGCGGCUCCGAAGUGCAACUCUGAGGAGGACUUGGUGAUGAAGGCGGGGACGUGAUGGACGUGUGGGCCUCAGCUCUCCGUCUGCGGAGAGCCACUCCUUCUCUGGCAGCAAUCUCCUGCACCUGAGCCUCCAGAUUUGGACGCGGCACGGAGGCUGGCUGAUGUGCACUCAGAAGCCGAGAGGUGGAGCCUCUGUCUUCCGUCACGGCUCCUCCACUGGAUGUCGAGCGGCUCUCGGAAUCUGAGCUGGCCUCAUUCUGAAGACAGAACAAGACCGUGAAUGCAAACGCAGCGCAAACAUGACACGGCACUGCAAAACUGACGCAGGAGCAGAAAUGAAUUUUUGGUAUGGCCACAACAUGCUGCUGAGCAGUUACCUGCGGGGACACCUGUGCUGUCCAGACUAGAGGUGGGAAUGACAGAAACAAAUGUGAGGUUGUCUUGUUGUGCCACGUUCAUUGCUCUAAAGGGCUUGUGUUCUGCUUCAAUAGUGAAGCGGAGUUGCUUCACCCAUGCUGACCUGAUCCUAAUACAAGUAAACAAAUGAGCUCAGCAUUAGAAAAAGGGAAGCACCAACCAUGCCAGGGUUCUUCAGCAGCAGCUCUCUCUUGAUCUCCUCGAUCUGCUCGCGGUCCUCCUGGUCCAGCUCCGGCAGCUUUGACAGCUGGCCGGACUUCUUCAGUUUGAUCCAGUCUGAAAUGGGACAGAUUGGUGAACACUCCUGGUGAUAACUCAGGUUGGAGAAGUCGUUCUCUGACCUCUGACCCUGCUGUCCUCCAAGUCGGUGGUGCUGGGGGUGCUGGUGGUCAGCGUGGAUGGGGUUUCCAUCUGAAGCAGCUUCCCCACUUUGACCGUCAGCGAGCUCUGGCUGCUUGCGUCGCUGGUGCCUACGCGGUCGGACCCCACCUGCACGGCUGAGGACCUGCCGUCCUCCUGUGGAUCUUGAGUCACCUCUGUCUCUUGCUGUGACAGCACUUCUGAAGUGGAGCUUGCGGCGCUCAGGGACGAUGGUGCCACAGGUGGAGGCACGUCCAGGGGAGCGGCGCUGCAGCCCUCUGGCUCCGCCCGCCGGGUUGCCUUGGAGAUGUUUAGAGAGGACACCUCACCUUGGAUAACUGUGUCUCUCUGGGGAGAGACAAAGGUGUCUGGGUUGGACGGAUAACCCCGCUGAAUGGAGGAGCUUAGGCUUUCUUGACCUAUCGAGCUCUGCCGCCGUACUUCUGAUGACUUGCUCCACGUGUGGGCAGAAGAAGGACGAGUGGAUUCCAAAGGUUCUUUACUGAUCUUGAGCAUGGGGACUUCAGUGGGAACACUGGAAGCUAGUGGUCCCUCCAACGUCUGCAGGCCACUGCUUCCCACUAAAGUAGCAUUCAGAUCUCCGUUAAUGCUUUCAGCGUCCUGAGCAAACGGAGGUUCGAGCUUGUUUUGGCCACUGGCUUCACCACUGUCCUUGGGUAGUCGCUGGCUGCUUUCAGUUAUGGACAGCUGAGGCUCUAAUUCUGCAUGGAAGUAGGCUGCAAGUCUGCGGCUAGCUCUGCUUGUGCUGGAUGACAAGGAAACCCUGGGCUGUUCCGGGGCAGACAGAGCUGGACCCAGGCUGUCCAGACUGAAGGGUACGGAGAUGCUGGAGUCCGCUGACACAACACUGGCCCUGGAGUACUCCCCCUUCAACGGACUGUCACCUAAAAACAGGGAAUCAAAAGGACUUUCUGAGCGUCUUCUUCAGGCCAUUCUUCCAGUUUCUUUACCUUCUGAAGGUUGAGCACUCCUGGUUGGGGUUCCAAUGGAUCCUUUGAUGGUACUGAGAUCAGUGGGAGAGAAUUCAGGCUCUCUGAUUGGUCCACGGGGUGCAAAAGGUGUCAGUAUCGCUGACGGCGACUGGUCAAUACCCAGGUUGUGAAGAUACAGCUGCGUAAACAAAACACAAUUCAGUCAAAUAGGCUUGUGAUGGGCUGAUUGAGGCUUCAUGGAACAGUGUCCUCAUUUUCAGAGCUCAAUAGGUGGCGCUCUUGGUUACAAAUGAUGUGAGGUUUCAUUGAAACGGUUGUUCAAAUCUAACAAUUUUAGAACCGAGUGUGUUAUCUAAUGGGUCAUGAUAAUGAGGGCACUGUUUCAUGAUGCGUCACAAGCUCAUCCCUCGGUAUUACUAUGGUAGAACUACAUAGACAUACACACUAUAAGUAAUAAUGAUCAGUUACCGGAAUUCGUUCUUCAAUGUUGAGCUCCGGAGCUCUGGGGUGCGGUGCAGGUGUUGAUGGUUUGGAGGUCCAGUAGGGGGCGUAAUUAUCAACUUCAAGGCUGACAACAGAAGAGGCUCCGACUGAAGUCGCUAGCUUGACUUCAUCGUGAAUGUAGCUGUCUUGGGAAGGCGACAGCAUUAGAUCCCUGUCAAGAGAAACGUCGCUGAAGCGGUCAAGGUUAAAAGAGGGCGACGGCUCCACCGGGCCGCUCGUCUGCUGACGGGCCUCGUCCGCCGCCCUGGUUUCCAGUUCUGGCUGCUGCUCCGUCUGGGUUGACAUAACAACGGUGUUGAGCGAAGAGUGGGACUGGGACCGUCCACAUGGAGAUGCAGAUGGUUGUGCUGAGGAUAUGGUGCUGUCCCUCACUGCAAGGCCAUCAGCAGCAUCCAUCCUUCUUGGAGAAGAAGCUCCAGAGUGACCUGCAGAGGAGCUCUCCCUCAUCCCUGGAGGCUGUUGUUGACUCAGAAUGCCAUCUAAAGAGGCAGAUACAGCAUCAUAGGAUCUCCUUUUGGGGGAUGUCCCGAGGACGCCUUUCAAAGCCAAGCUAUCUACCAGCGACGGCUCGGCCGAAGUGUGAUAUUCCCUCCAUGCGUCAACUUUCUGUUUAUAAUCCAGAGAUGGCAGGGAUCGGACUCUGGUGGAUGGCGCUUCCUCUUCAUGCCGCUGAGCGGUUGGUGUGACCUUGCUGCUGGAUUCCACUGAGCCCUCUUGAUGAGACUCAAUGUCGGACAGUUUUCCUUCUGUAGGUUUGGCACUUCUGAGUGGCAGCUUAAAAACCCCUGGUGUGGACUGAGACUGAGGAAGGAAGCCAAGAUAGGACCCGUCGAUCCCAGUUUGGGUGGCUGGAGACCAGAGGUCGUGCGCUCUUUGAAACCUCUGCGCCCCUGUCAAAACUGAGCCGGUCCAGGGCAAGCCACGGGGAUGACCCGUCGACGUGGCAGCAGGUUUGGGAGUGAACUUGUCACCAGAUUUCUGCAGUGGUAGAUGAGAGAGGAGCUCAGGUCCACUAUGUUUGGUUGUCUCCGCUAUCAGCUCUCUGUGCAGUGUUUCAGUGCUGUCGUCAGGCUGAGUGCUGCGUGAACCCAUAGAAACGUUGCAGACUUCAGGGAAUGAAGCCUGACCUUGAGAAGCGCACGCUUCACCUGAGGGACCUUGUCUGGUUGUCGUGCUGUGGUCCACAGUAGUCUUGAAGGUAUCCGUUUCUCUAAAAGCAGCAGACAAGCUCUUCUGAGAGGAGACUGCACUGCUGCUGCUGCUGGGCACGACAACGUCUUUCUGGAGAAGGUCCAGAAGUUGGUCUGCAGCGACAGGCUUGCUUAAAAAGUACGGCUCGUCUGUUGGAGAUUGGUUGGGUCUGUCAGGAGAUUGCAACUCCCUGCCACCAGAGGGCGCCACCAUCAGCUUGUUAGUACCGCUCGAGUGGAGGGUUUCAUCUACCCCGUCAUCCUGCAAACUGAACUGGGAGCAGCUGCUCUCGGAUAUUUCAGAUAAGACCGAAGUCUGGGCCAAGGGAUGCUGAGACAACGACACAGAACUGUGAGUUGUGUGAUCAUGAGGUGGGAGGUCAGACUGUGUUGAUGCCACAGAAGUGUCGGGGUACGGCCUAAAAGCAGAAAACAAUAUCAUGAGGAACAUUCAUUGAAUUCACGGAUCAUUUAGAUGACUUUCUUCUUACCUUAAAGCAGCAAAUUCCACAGCACUGUGAUGAAAUAAAGAAAAUUCAGUCAGGUUGUGUUUUGUUGUGGGCAACUGCAGGAGAGGGAGAGCCGGAGAGAGGUUGCUGUCCUGGAACUCUAAAAACAAAAACAGUGGACUUCAUUCAAUUACUUUCCUCAAUGUCUGGUGGGAUUUAAAAAAAAAGAAAGUUUCUUACGGAGUUGCAAAGCCUCCAGAUCCAAGGCACCCAUGGCUCCAAGAGAAUGAUCUUCUACUUGGUGCACACUCUUUUCCCUUUGGGGCAGUGCCACAUCCGCAGUGUCCUCCUGGGGUUAAAAACAUGAACACAUUCCAUCCACUCCAGUCACUUUUCCUGCUGGGAACUUCCUUGUAAAUGACAGCAGUUUGUACUUUUAUUAGAAACAAUCCAGUGCUGACGCACAACAUGACUGUGGCAGCAAUCGGUUAAUAAUCGUUCUGUUAUCAGAUAGCAAUGUAGGAUAGUGUAGACUCGGACUGUGGAUUAUACAUCCCAAUAUAUUAAGGUGUGAGAAGUAUGUGCACUUAUAUGCAACAGUGGAUCACAUUAGAGAACAGUACAUCCCUUCAGGCCCCUUUUGAGCGGCUGACGAGAGUAACAUAACAACAUUUACAUACACACAGAACUGCGGCUGAACGUAGAUUAUUCCAUAACAAUUACAAUAUAUAAUAAAUACAAUAAAAUAUACAGGAAUAAAGAAGCGAGCGUGCAGCAACAAAAUGUGACUGUGAUUUCACCGUUCAUUACACGGCUAAUAAGUUGUUCCCUAAAUCAACAGGUUAUGCAUUGUACUAUACAUUCUAUAGUAGUAGAUAUGAAACGCCAAUAAAUAGUGACAUCAGUCUCAAUUCAAAUGAAAUAACAACUGUACAAAACUGAACUCGUAUAACGCAAAACACCGCUCUUUGACAGCCCUUGACACCAAAACAAAGUUAGCUUAGCAGUUAGCCCUCGCUUCUGCUGUUUGAGAUCUGACUUGUUUGCAAAUAAAGACACAUUACGCCGGUGGUGUAUAGCUGGUGCUAAAUCGCUUUCGUGUGCAUGUUGCAGGUAAACGAGGGAGUGGAUUUUACCUCUUCGCGCUCCAUAUUGUUGUUAUCUUCCCGCACUAAGCGGCGCGCUUCCGCCAGCGCGUAUCCAGGGACGGUUGCUAGGAAGUGGUUUAAAACCGAGUCGUCCUCUUUACCGCCACCUGUCGACCGGGAUGAUAAAUAGUCUCCAGGAACUACUGUGUAAUGUCCGCUUAUACAGUCAGCACUUCAUUUCCAUGUAGAUGUAGACGUGCGCCAUCAAAAAAACAGCGGCACCGCGGUGUAUUUUAGACGCAAUGGAAGAGCGUUAGGUGUUGUGUGUGGCCUCAGUCAGUUUCCGAUGUGUUUUUAUGACCUCCUUAGAAGCAAUAGUUCACUGACAUGUAUACAUGUGUUUCACGCUGUUGUCGGUAUUGAUGACUCUCUGCUUUCAUUAUGACACGGAGAUUAUUUUAAAAAACAAUCCCAGUAGUACUCCACAACGACAGGUGGCAGUAAUGCGCUCCGUUCUCGUUCUUCAUUCCAUCAAAGAAGAGUGAUAUGUCAGCUACUUUUGGAUCAUGUUUUGAACGAGUUGGACUCGUGUUGUUACUCUGAAACAACCUCGAUAUAUAACGAAGAGAUCGUCCAGAAGAAGUGUUUUCUCGGUUAGUCAGCGACAUUUGAGCCCUGCCCUUCAUGGAGUCAGGAAGCCGUUGGUGUAAACAGGCGAUACCAGCGACAGGUCGAGCUCAUAUUUAGCCCAGACCAACGCAACGCUGUCUCGUCGGGUUACAAUGCCACCAAAGAGAGAGCAGAUCAAAGGUGAGCUCUUCUGCUCUGCAUUUAAAAGUCGGACUCCUAAUCUUGCUUUUUUCCCUUCCAAGGGACACCAGAUCAUUUCCAUUCCACGGGGAUGUCCUUUCUGGACUAUGUCCAUCAGCUGUAUCAGGAAGAGCGUCUCUCAGACUUCACUCAAAAUCCUCUCGGCUUCUUUGAUUGGAGGACUGGCCUGCCGAGAACGCUGCAAAAUGACUACCCUCAGCUUUGGCACCAUUGUGCGGCACCGUAUCGAAGAAGAGCCACGGCUGAGGAAGCUGCCAAAAAUGCUCGAGAGUUGAUAGAAGAGGAAGAACGCCAGAAGGAGAAAGCUGCUCGGAAUAAGAAUAAGAAAAUGCGGAAGAAUGAGAAAAAACGAUUGGCGAAGGAAAAUGCUGCGAAGGACAAUGCCUCAGCAAGACUCCAGCCUAAAGAAGACGAGGCUCUGAACAAGCAGAAAACGGAUGACGAGACCGCUUCUGUUGGGUCCGACACCUCUGCUGAAUCCACGUUGAGUCGGACUCAUUUGGACGACGAGGAGAGCAAAGAAAACAAAGGAGCUUCUAUGAUGGCGAAUGCCAAACAACAGGAGAAAUCAAAGGCAAAAUUGCAGCAUGCGGAGGCGCCGCCCUCCGUGGCUGCAGGAACCAAAGAUGAAGCCAAGUCAAGUGAAUCAACCAAAGCUACGGCGAAGCAGGAUCUCCUCCAGGUGGAGAAAAGGCUUGAGACAGAGAAAACUGCUCCUGCAGAUCUAUGUUUGAAGCAAAGCACGCAGCUGGCAGCCUCUGGAAACCACCUGGCGGCCAUUGGACAGUACGAGAUGGCGAUCAAGUGCUUCACCGACGCCAUCAAACUCAACCCGCUGGAGUUCAAGUUGUUUGGAAAUCGCUCUCUUUGCCUGGAGAGGUUGCAGCGCUAUGAGACGGCGCUGGCUGACGCCGACGUCGCUCUGUCCAUGGAGCCCAAGUGGAUCAAAGGCCUGUUCCGGAAAGGGAAAGCUCUCUGUGGACUGAAGAGAUACUACGAUGCUACGCUGGUCUUUCAGGAGGUUUUAAAUCUGGACCGUUCAAGUGCAGAGGCCAGAAAAGAGCUGGAGCGAGCGCAGACGCUUCAUCUCAUGGAGAUGGGCUUCACUCCGGAGCAGUGCGCCGUGGCCUUGAGGUCCCAGCCCACGCUGGAGGAAGCUGUCCAGUCUCUGUUUGAGAGCAGCCAUCCAGAAGACCAGUCUGCGGAGGGAGACGACGACUGGAUCGUCCAUCAGCCACAUCGACCCAAACCUCGGCAGCUCCCAGAACCUGAUGAGCCAAAGGAUCGGAAGGAAACUCCGGCAAAAGUAGAACAAGUGAAAAAUGUGUCCCCCAGGCCCAAGAGUACGGUGAAGCUGGACCUCCCCUCCGUCUUUGUUUCAUCCAUCGCUCCGUCAGUGACUUAUGCCACGCUCUUCCAGCUCUUCAGCAGGGUGGGCUCGGUCUACAGCAUCAAGAUGCUGCUCGACAGUCACUCUGCUUUUGUCAUGUACAAACUGAAGGAGGAGUGCGACAAUGCCCUGCAACUUGAUGGGACUGUUCUGGAAGGAUCCCCUCUGUCUGUCCAGCACUGCGACAAAAGAAGCAGGAUCAACGCCGACUUCAACUCCUCCACUCCUGGGUACAAGAGAGAGUGCUUCUUCUGGAGGACAACGGGCUGCACCCGCGUGGGCUGCACCUUCAGGCACGUCCCGGAACACAAGGGCAUCGACAAAGACAAGUUCGACGGUCGACUUGGACUGUCUCACACCUAGACCUCAGUACUCCUCAGCUGUGCCUCAUUUCACUGCCUUUGAUUGCGAUCGAAUCAUUCGGUCAUGUGAAUGUUUUGACAUUGUUCUUAUGCUUGAAUUCUGUCCAGUGCGCCAAUCUUGGGUCAGUGCCUCAUUUCGCCACU